AAAGGUUGAACUCGGGAACACCCGGUUAAAAAUAGCGCCCACCCCCCCCAAAAAAAACAGAGAGGGAGAGAGAGGAGGGUUGAGGGCCAUGGAUUGGUUCGUCUGAAUUUUGAUUUUCUCCAUAGAAGGCCUGCUGAAAGAGUUUGGCGGGUUGAGAUGGACUUUUCGGAGUCCACCAAAGUUGUGUACGACAGGAUCCAGAAACUCGAGCCUGAGAAUGUCUCGAAGAUCAUUGGAUAUCUUCUUUUGCAAGAUCACGGUGAACGUGAGAUGAUCAGGCUCGCCUUCAGCCCUGAUAAUGCGAUUCACUCCUUGAUUACCAAAGCAAAAUCCGAACUGGGAUUGUCUAAACCCGCAGUAUCUGUUAAUAUGUUACCCCAUGUAAAUUCUACACCAACGGUGAAUAUUCAGUCUGUUGCAGAAAUUCCUGUGCAAUUCACUCCGUUCUCACCAGCAUCAGCCCCUGCAGUUUCACCUCGUUCAUCUCUCCGAAUCUCCAGCCCAUACUGGGAAUCGCAGGUUCCUGGUGGUCACGUCCCUGAUGAUUUUCAUCUCAUAAACCAAGUUCGCCAAUUGGGUUUGGAGGACCCUGCUGAGUUUGCCAACUCCGGCUGUUCGGAGUUUAUGGGGAGUUAUUAUUUCCCCGAGGCUGCAAUUUGUGCAAAAUCGAGUCGUAGAUCUCCGAGUUUACCAGAUUUUCCUGUUAAGAUUUGCCAUUACUUCAAUAAGGGGUUUUGCAAGCACGGGAACAACUGUCGGUACUUUCACGGCCAUCUUAUGCCGGAGAGUUUUUCACAGCAUUUUAAUGCAAAUUACAAUGAGAUAGGGAGUGAUGAUCAUGCAUUUAUUCAAGGGUCUCUUGACAAACUAGAAUUGGAGCUUACCGAUCUUUUGAAAUCAAGGGGAGGAAUGCCCGUUUCAAUCGCUUCUUUACCCAUGUUGUAUUAUGAGAAGUAUGGGAGGACACUUCAGGCCGAGGGGUACCUAACGGAGAGCCAAAGACAUGGCAAGGCUGGUUUUAGUUUGUCGAAGCUUCUUUCUCGGCUUAAGAACAGCAUUUGUCUUAUUGACAGACCGCAUGGCCAACACUCUGUGAUUUUGUUGGAGGAUGCUCAGAAGUACUUGGAGUAUACAAGUGAAAGAAGUGAUCCAGGUGUAAACUCUGGUUCUCGGCAGAUAUAUCUUACGUUUCCGGCGGAGAGCGUCUUUACAGAACAAGACGUUUCGCAUUACUUCAACAAUUUUGGACCUGUUCAAGAUGUUAGGAUUCCUUGCCAACAGAAAAGGAUGUUUGGAUUCGUCACGUUUGUCUUUGCGGAAACGGCCAAGCAGGUUUUGGCCAAGGGAAAUCCUCACUUUAUAUGUAACGCACGUGUUCUUGUGAAACCGUACAAGGAGAAGUCGAGGCUUUUUGACAGAAGGUAUAUGGAGAAAAUGCAGAAUCUCACAUUUAAUUACAAUCAGCACCUUAUAGAAGGGGAGACUGAUAUUCAGUCAAUGCCAAGAAGUUGUGAUAAUUCAAGAUUCCUUAGGAAGGAGGUUAUCCAAGAGCAUGAAACUGCACUUGAACUCGAGAGGAGACGCUUUGCAGAAUUGCAUAUUGCGCCGAAAGCUUUGGCCCGCCCUUUAUAUUUUGGGCACUCAAUGGACCAAUUGAACCCUUCAGAAGGCCAUGAAGAACCAGCACAGUCAUUAUCAGCUGAUCAUUUUAAUCACUUCCUAGAUUUCGUACAAGAUGGUUCGAGCAACACCAGCAAAAUGUCGCUGCGGGUCACUAAUUGUACUGACCAGGAUAGCCAAGGAAUCAAUCUUCCUGACAGCCCAUUCGCCUCUGCAAUAGGGACUGGAAUUUCAACAGUUACAUAGACAACCAGGAGAAAAAAAAGCAACUAUAGAGGACCAAAGAACUCGAAUUCUAUCUGGCGAGUUCGACAUACAACCGGACUUUUCUCUCUUUUCUGUUUCCUUCAUCUUUUCUGCGGUUUCAACUAGCUGCUCAGGAGGGAAGCGCGAUGUGAAGUCCUCGUGUUUCACCGGCUAAAGUAGGUCAGGCAAAAGAAUUGAUACAGAGAAGAAGCUAAUUUCACUACAGGGGUUUUAUACAGAAUCAAAGGCACGAGCAGGUGUGUUAGAGGAGAAGUUUAGUAAUAGUAGUCUUGCUGUUAUAGUUGAAGAAAGGAAGUAAAGAAAUUGUGCAGAGAAAGAAGAAUGCGAGAAGCUGCUGUUUUUAAGUACAUAUUUGCCUACAGAGAAUUGAAAAGAAAGGAUGUUUUUGCUUGGUACAUAAAAGAAGAAAUCACGAAUUCUAUAUCCAAUGAUAUAUAUACACUCUUUGGGUCA
Molecule: messenger RNA, 2340 nt
Organism: Syzygium oleosum
Lineage: Eukaryota; Viridiplantae; Streptophyta; Magnoliopsida; Myrtales; Myrtaceae
Product: zinc finger CCCH domain-containing protein 18-like
Exons: 8
Coding region: 157-1866 (569 amino acids)
Molecular function (GO): metal ion binding; RNA binding
Source: RefSeq, a predicted model, not a curated record